Dufourea novaeangliae is the source of this 1170-nucleotide messenger RNA. RefSeq names its product leucine-rich repeat extensin-like protein 3. The record is from RefSeq and is a predicted model, not a curated record. The transcript is spliced from 3 exons. Gene Ontology annotation, cellular component: extracellular region. The coding region runs from base 1 to 1170 and encodes 389 amino acids. Lineage: Eukaryota; Metazoa; Arthropoda; Insecta; Hymenoptera; Halictidae.
AUGCCGUGCGAUGGAAAGAAUCCGAAUUGUGAAAAAAGACGAGAAUUACUAUCACAGUUGAAAUGUUUAAUCAGUUCUAUGGAUAUGAAAAAACCAUGUGAAUGGGAUGAACCAUUUUGUCCACCUCCUGUGGUUUGUCCUGUUUCACCUUGUAAUGAAUUACCUUGUUGCAGUCCUGUUAAACGUUGUAAAAGCUUCGAAUUCCGGGCAAGUAUUCUAUAUAGAUGCGAGUGCAUUAAAAGGAACGGCUUACAGGAUAGAUGCAUGAUGUGGGAUUGUAUGGGUAGACCGGAGUGCAUGACAAAAUUGUAUCCAGUUUGUGGUCCAGGCCAAUACGCAUUAUUGAAAUUAACGGACUUAGGGGAUGCUGAAGUUGCUUUGAGAAAGUUUUAUUGUAUCGAUAAAGCCCGAGAAUCUGCUUUGGCAGCAUACUGUAGAUUAGUUUGCAGUGGUGCUAAAGAUGAUUGUUGUGGGCAAAAGUCACUGUGUCCGCCCAAUCCGUGUUGUCCACCCGCACCUGAUCCAUGUUGUCCACCCGCACCUAAUCCAUGUUGCCCACCCUGCUUUCCUUCUUGUAUACCAACGACAUCAGUACCACCCUGUGUUUCUUAUAAAAUUUGCGUACCGUGUCCGCCUCCCUGUCCCCCACCUUGUGCACCAUGUUGUCCUCCACCGUGUCCACCACCCUGCCCUCCAAUAUGUUCCCCAUGUGGUCCCCCAUGCGGUCCACCAUGUUGUCCACCAUGUGGUCCACCAUGUGGUCCACCAUGUGGUCCACCAUGUCCACCAUGUGGUCCACCAUGUGGUUCACCAUGUGGUCCACCAUGUGGUCUACCAUGCGGCCCACCGUGUUUUCCACGUUGCCUUCCACCAUGUUCACCGUGUUGUCCUCCACCUUGUCCUCCACCAUGUUCACCGUGUUGUCCUCCACCAUGUCCUCCACCAUGUUGUCCACCCUCUUUACUACGUUGCGCUCCGCCAUGUUCACCAUGUUUCCCUCAGUGUCCAUCGCCUUGUUCACCAUGCUGUCCAUUACCGUGUCCGCCACCAUGUCCACCCCCAUGCCCUCCUCCAUGUCCGCCAUGUUUACCAUGCAUACCGUACUGUUCUCCUUGUCCACCGCCUUAUGUCUUUUGUAGCCCUCCUUGUGUUUCCUGUCCACCCUGCUAA